AUGGAGUAUGGUAGCAGCGGUGAUAUGUGGUGUUUUCCUAUACUAAAGGAUGCCGAGAUUGAGGAAUUUUUUAAAGAACUUUCGGUAGAUUUUACCGCUCAAGAUAUGAAAAAACCUACUACAGCUCGCAUAUUCAUUGCUUUCGGUUUCAUAGUAGAGUAUACAACGGGAGCAACAGCGGAAGAAUGGGGUGACACCGAUUGGUCUAGUAAUCUAGAAAUGCGAUUGCGUAAAAGAAUUCCGGUUAUGGUAGCCAUAGGAAUGGAAGAAUUUUCAUUUAAUGAUGUUCUUAGGCCAGAAGUAUCUCGACUUCGCGUAUUUCUUAGUGCUGCUAUUAAUUUUAUAAGAUUUCGUGAAGAUCAAUUGCACAUUUUCAAUGAAUAUGAAAAACAUUCUGAGGAGCUUAUGAAGCACAAUGAAGAGUUAUCUGAACGAUAUAAAAUGCUUUUUGAACAAGUUGAAAGAUCAAAGAAAAAACGUAUCGAAGAUGAGAGUGAGGUUAAAGAAUAUUUACAAGAAAAUGCUAGCCUUAUGAGCAGCAUGCGUGAGUUGAAAAAGAAACAGACGGGUCUAUUAAAUGAGAUAGCUACUUUAAAAAGCGCAAAGGCUGAAUCAGAAGAAAAGAUCGAAAUAACGGCAUGCAAUAAAAUAUUGGAUGAAGUCAUCAACCAGAGGAAUAAAUGUGAAAAGGCGAAUAAAGACUUACGAGAUCUUCAGGAAGAAAUUGAGAAUAAGCGUCAGCAUUCACGUGAGUUGCAAAAGAAGGAACAACGUCAAAGAGAAAAGCAUAAACAGAGAGUUAUAGAAACUGAAAAGAAAAUCGAGGCAUUACAGGCAGAGUACGACCAAAUUCUAGAGGAACGCAAAGAUUUUGAAUUGAAGGCAGCCCAACAAAAGAAAAUUUAUGACGAGACGUCAGCAAAAAAAAUGAGAUUAAGAAUUCGAAGUCAAGAUAAAGUUCACAUUAUUAAUGAUUUAACCUCCACGUCAACUGUGUUUGAACUAAAAAGCGCAAUUCAUGCAUUAAGUGGAAUUAGCCCUCAUCGACAAGAGCGAUAUCCACCUCGAGUCUGUGGUGCGAAAGACGAUGAAACCCUAUCCUCCGCAGGUAUUCAAAAUGGUGACCAAAUUAUUCUUAGUGAGAAUGCCCUACCGGAAACAACCAGUAGACCUGUUGAUGAGAUUGUUAGUUCUUCAGAAGCGGAAAUUGUAUCAGUUCCUGUAGAAAGUGGAUCAGUUAUCUUAAGAGAGGAUCCAGAGACUUACUCUGAUGUGAUUCUUGGCAAAUCGCGAGAUGACUAUUGUUCAUGGAUUGCGCAGAAGAAUAGUUGGGGAGGAGCUAUCGAACUUUCAAUUUUUGCAUCUCAUUACAAAGUUGGUAAAGAUUCUAAUAAUAAACAAAUCAAAACGUAUAUUAUCCAUCAAGAAACUGACAAAGAAUACGAACAAACAGUCUUUAACACAUCAGACGAAUCCAUUCUAAAUGCGGUAAUCAAGAUUGCCGAUAAAAUGAAACAGUUGCGUAAAUACACGUACACUUCUGAUUUCACUAUACGUUGCGGACAAUGCCAGAAAGGCUUGAAAGGUGAACAAGAAGCUAUACAACAUGCUCGAGAAACAG
This is a messenger RNA of Racocetra fulgida, 1621 nucleotides long. Lineage: Eukaryota; Fungi; Glomeromycota; Glomeromycetes; Diversisporales; Gigasporaceae. The record is from the annotation of a GenBank genome assembly.